This is a messenger RNA of Aspergillus tanneri, 954 nucleotides long. It is a transcript of the gene fip1, whose product is annotated as cleavage polyadenylation factor subunit FIP1. The transcript has 3 exons. Gene Ontology annotation, molecular function: RNA binding. Bases 1 to 954 code for a protein of 317 amino acids. NCBI's taxonomy places the organism in Eukaryota, Fungi, Ascomycota, Eurotiomycetes, Eurotiales, Aspergillaceae. Gene Ontology annotation, cellular component: mRNA cleavage and polyadenylation specificity factor complex. The record is from RefSeq and is a predicted model, not a curated record.
AUGGAAGAAGAGGACGACGAUUUUUAUGAUCCUGCUGACGCAGUGCCUGUCGCGAAUCCUCAAAAUCCCCCAACGAAUGCCACACCCCAGCAGUCAAAAGAUACCGAGGAGGAAGAAAUUGAAGUUGAAGAAGAUGAAGACGAAUUUAACAUCAUCACGGAGGCUGCCCCUGACGCUCCACCCCCGGAACUCCCACAUCCCCGUCAUGCCAGCCUACGAUCUGAGGCUCAGCGACCCUCAUCCGCAGACUCUGCCAAAUCUGCUACGCCUACGGUGACUCCAAAGGUGGAAUCAGUAACGCCUGUGCCUGUCAGCGCAAGACCCGCCGUGCCACAAAAGCCGGGGUCUGAAUACCCCCCUGUCCACGCGUCAACAAUUGAUGUGAACGCAAACCCGACUCAUCCCACUACUGGAAAGCCCAUACUUUCGACGGAUAUGGAUACGGAUUUCCCCGAGGAUGACAAGCCUUGGCGACGGCCGGGGUCGGAUAUUUCAGACUAUUUCAAUUACGGAUUUGAUGAAUUCACCUGGGCUAGCUACGUAUUAAAGCAACAGGAGCUUCGGCAGGAGGUCGGGGACCAGAAAAAACAACUGGACGAUAUGCAGACCUUCUUAACUAUGGGACUUCCGCCGAUGCCUGGGGGCCCUCAACCAGGAGGACAAGGAGCCGGCCCCGGAAGUGCGCCACCGCCGAUGCCAGGCAUGCCGGGCAUGCCAGAUAUGUCUCCGGAAAUGAUGCAAGGUAUGCUAGGCAGUAUGAUGGCACAAGGUCUGGAUCCCUCAUCUAUGGAUCCUAUGUCAUUCAUGCAGCAUGCUCAGGCUAUGAUGGGCGGACAAUCCGGCGCGGGCGGCGGACAACAAGCUCAACCGGGAUUUGGUGGACAAGGAGGUCAGCCUCAAAUGGGAUUUGGAGGUGGUUAUGGCGGAGGGCGAGGGCGAGGUCGAAGAUGGUAG